This is a messenger RNA of Pollicipes pollicipes, 2650 nucleotides long. RefSeq lists its product as uncharacterized. Lineage: Eukaryota; Metazoa; Arthropoda; Thecostraca; Pollicipedomorpha; Pollicipedidae. The record is from RefSeq and is a predicted model, not a curated record.
UGUCAUCACCGGCGCUGAUCGGCGUGAGCCUGGCGGCCAGUCUGUUCCUUGUUUCUGUGGCAGCCAUCAGCUACUUCUGCUACCGCGGCGGCGAGGAGGCUCCCUGGAAGCUGGUGUACCGGCCGGGGGCAGGGGCCCGGUGGGCGUACCGGCCUGUCCCCAGGGGACCUGGCCGCGGCGGCCGCCGCCAGCGACGGCCGCCCGAGGAAGGGCAGAGUGAGCCGGGCGAGAGCUCUGGCAGUCCGCUCCUUUCCGGAGAUGACUCGGAGAACACUGGGAGUGGCGAAAAUCCUGGCAGUCCGCUCCUCUCCGGAGACGGCUCGGAGAAUGCUGGGAGUGCCGAGAGCUCUGGCAGUCCGCUUCUUUCCGGAGACUGUGCGGAGAGCGCCGAGGGUGUCAAGAGCUCGUUCUCUUUACGGACAGGCCAGCGCUGCUGGGAGAGCACACGGCCGUCAGAGGGUGGCCAGGAGAGUGCCGAGAACCUGCUAUUGCCCGAGCCCGAUCGGAGCAAGUUGGACGGCUCUCUGCCGUCUCCGGACGCCCAGGCGAGCUCUGAAGACUUGCUGCUGUUCGGGCACCUUUGGGUGGGUUGCCGGAGGGACGCGCCGGCCGCCGACAGACGGCAUGGCGCCGCUGCGCGCCUGCUGGCCGCUGGCCGGGCUGGCCAGCCUCAGACGGCGCUCAUCACCUGCCACACCUCUCUGCCAUCUCAUCUGACACGGUCAGGCUCGAUGCCGGGGCCCUGCAGCUCGCUCCAGCCGGCAGCCAGCGCACAGUGCGUGUCUGCGUACGAGCGUGAGCGGGGCCUGGAGUGUCGCACGGCCAGCCGAGACCUCCCAGCAGCGCCGCGCCCUGGCGACGGCCGCCGCCGAGCUGGCAGACUGGUGUGAGCCCGCGCCGGCUCCAGACAACGAGAGGGCUUGCCGGCCAAUGCUCAGGGGGAAAACAACGAUUGACUGCCGGCCAGGCCGCCGUCAGGACACGACCCCGUGCUGCGUCCAAGCAGUAAAGCGAUGAGAGCGGCGGACUGCGGGCCAGGCCGCCGUCAGGACACGACCCCGUGCUGCGUCCCAGCAGUAAAGCGAUGAGAGCGGCGGACUGCGGGCCAGGCCGCCGUCAGACGACCACUGCAGACCGCUUCUGCGCCAGGGCCGGUCCCGUCUCUGUGCCGAGUUCGGUACCGUCUUUGUGCGGGCCUCGGUCCCGUUUCUGCGCCGGGCUCGGUCUCAUCUCUGUGCCGGGCUGAGUCCCGCCCCUGUGCCAGACUCGGUCCGCCCCUAUUGCGGGCUUGGUCCGCCCCUGUGCCGAGCUCGGUCCGGUCUCUGUGCCGAUGCUGGAAGGAAAUACCGUGAGGAAGAGCGGAGCGUGAGAACAGUCAGAUGUGUUUAGAGGCGAUAGUUAUCAGCCAUAUCAGACUGUACCUUCGAAGCGAGGCGCCCGAGCAGGCACUCUUGAUGUCGGGCUUGUUGAAUCGCGUCCACCGUAAAUGCAACGUUUCCUUGCGUCUAGUAGAUGAUGUUUACUAGCGGUUCAUGUAUGGCGCCUUUGGCGCAGGCAUUUAUCACUAAGCUGCACGGCUGCUGGUUUUCGUUCUGACGCUACUUUUUGGAGGUUUGGUAUUAAUAUGACAGCAUACGACUUCAUUGGUGUUAUUUUGGAAAUAUUCCGCGCUUUUGUGGAUGGCUGUAAUGAAGUAUCAGAGUGCUCAAUGAAGACGGACAUACCCGUGAGUUCGCAAAGCAUUGGCAGUUACAGCGUAAAGGUAAGCAAAGAACAGAUAAUUUAAGAAAUCAUAUGGAAUCUAGAGAGCUUGUCGGUAGAAAUUCUACUAAUUGGUACAGUUGUUUACAUGUGUGUAAAGGGUGAAUCUACCGGGGCAUGGUUUAGCAAAAUGAUUUGGGAAGGGAUGAGCAAUGAAAAAUGCCGUAGCCUAGCCUCAUAAUACGCCAAGAAACCGGUUUCUCUCCGGAUUUCGUCCACUUUCUUCUCAAAGUUGGGGGAGCUAGAGACACCAAACUGAACAGGAAUCUACAGUCCUGAUAUCUACACAAUGUUUGACGUGCUCAGUGCUAUGAAGCGUCAUGUCAUUUUAUUGCUAACAUUACAACCAAUGCGUGCAAGGUUAAAUUUGCCGGCUUAAUGUCACGGUCAAUGAAAUCAUGCAGCACAUCAGUCGCAAACUGUUUUUUAUGAUCAAGAAUAGUCCGAAAAAACUGGUGAUAAUGCGAUGCACCCUUUAUAAAGACGGUCCUUAUUUUUUUCCAAAAUUCUGCUGUGCCGCCCAUUGUGGGAUUAAUUGACAAGAGAAAUGGCAAAGUUUUAAAGCGAUUGGAUGAUAUUUAGACUUGUCCACGAGCACCUGAAGCAGCUAUGUCGGGCAGUUUGCUGCCUUGAAGUCUCCAUUUGCUCGGCAUAUCGAAGAAGCCCUUUUACGCUACCGUUAAUUCGACUGAUACCUUGUAGUCCUCUCCACGCUAGCGUUCAUUUGACUGAUUAUUGAUUUGGUCCCACCGCAAGCCACAGACACAUAAUUUUGAAAUACGGAAAACACCUAAUUUUAGUGCCACGAAAAACAGGUGUGAGCCGGCACAAGUUUUAUCGUGUCUUGUUGUUUUUUGUCAAGGCUAUGCAAAUACACAGUAAACUUUAA